AUGACCUCCGCCGCCCCCACCCAAAAGCAAGACCGCCUAAAAGCCCACUUCAACGACCACGCACCCACCGAACAUAGCAAACGCUGGGACGAUCUUUGGUCCGCCGGCGACUUCCUCCCCUGGGACCGCGGCUACGCAAACCCCGCGCUCAUCGACACGCUCGCCGAACGCAAAGACCUCCUUCCCUCCCCGAAAUCUGCAAGCGGAAAGAGGGCACGCGCGCUAGUGCCGGGCUGCGGCAAGGGCUACGACAUUGCGCUGUUCGCUGCCCAUGGCUAUGAUAGCUUUGGGCUGGAGGUCAGUGAGAACGCCGUGAGGGUGAGCGAGGACUAUCUGAGGGAGCCGGGUGAGGGACCGUUAGAGGGGGAGUAUAAAAUAAGCGAUGAAAAGGUCGGAAGGGGGGCGAUGAAGUGUUUGCUGGGGGACUUUUUUGAAGAUGGGUGGUUGGAAGGGACGGGUGGACUGGGAGAGGGAUUUGAUGUCAUCUACGAUAACACGUUCCUCUGCGCAUUGCAUCCGACGAUACGCCCACAAUGGGCUCAACGCAUGGCGCAAUUACUUGCUCCGGGAGGCGUGCUCAUCUGCUUGGAGUUUCCUACGCACAAGCCACCGAAAUCCGGCGGUCCGCCCUUCUCACUACCACCGACCGUACACGAGGAGCUCCUGAAGCGGCCAGGAGAGGAGAUACAGUACGGUGAGGAUGGAAAGGUCCUUAGCACGGAUAGAGCGGAGAGCGACAAAGCCUUGGUUCGUGUUGCUCAUUGGAAGCCGAAGCGGACACACCAGGUCGCUAUCAUCAAUGGCGAGAUAACAGACUGGGUGAGUGUGUGGCGGCACAAGUAA
Molecule: messenger RNA, 843 nt
Organism: Didymosphaeria variabile
Lineage: Eukaryota; Fungi; Ascomycota; Dothideomycetes; Pleosporales; Didymosphaeriaceae
Exons: 2
Coding region: 1-843 (280 amino acids)
Molecular function (GO): thiopurine S-methyltransferase activity
Source: RefSeq, a predicted model, not a curated record